Pelodiscus sinensis (Chinese soft-shelled turtle) is the source of this 740-nucleotide messenger RNA. RefSeq names its product olfactory receptor 52N4-like. Gene Ontology annotation, cellular component: plasma membrane. Lineage: Eukaryota; Metazoa; Chordata; Testudines; Trionychidae. Gene Ontology annotation, molecular function: G protein-coupled receptor activity; olfactory receptor activity. The record is from RefSeq and is a predicted model, not a curated record. Gene Ontology annotation, biological process: G protein-coupled receptor signaling pathway.
AUGUCAACUUUCAACCUCACCACCGCUGGCUCUUCAACGUUCAUUCUGACGGGCAUCCCUGGCCUCGAAGCUGCCCAUGCCUGGAUUGCCAUUCCUUUUGCUACAGUCUACAUUACCAGCCUACUGGGAAAUUUCACGGUUCUCUUUGUUAUCGCAAAAGAGCAGACGUUACACAAGCCGAUGUACCUGCUGCUCUGCAUGCUGGCGCUCACAGAUAUCGGCAUGCCUACCUCUGUGGUGCCAAAGGCCCUGUGCAUAUUUUGGUUUAAUUUGAGAGACAUUACUAUUGGUGGCUGCCUCAUGCAAGCAUUCUCCCUUCAUGUACUUGCUAUUAUUCACUCAGGUGUGCUCAUGACGAUGGCCAUCGAUCGCUACGUUGCCAUAUGCAACCCUCUGAGAUACACCACCACCCUCACCAAUGCACGAAUAGCAAAGCUAGGGCUAGCGGGUUUGACAAGAGGCUUUCUCGUCUUUCUGCCUCUACUCCUGCUCCUGAGCAGGCUGCCGUUCUGUGACAACCACAUUAUUCCCCACACUUACUGUGAGCACAUAGCUAUAGCAAAGCUCUCCUGUGGGGACACCACAGGCUACAAGAUGUACAGCUUGAUUAUAGCUUUUGUGGUCAUGGGGUUUGACCUGACGCUUAUCGUCCUGUCCUAUGGUCUGAUUAUUAGGGCCAUCCUCAGAAUCUCAUCCAAGGAGUCUCACCAGAAAGCCCUCAGCACCUGCACAGCCCACAU